Molecule: messenger RNA, 2791 nt
Organism: Penicillium brasilianum
Lineage: Eukaryota; Fungi; Ascomycota; Eurotiomycetes; Eurotiales; Aspergillaceae
Source: the annotation of a GenBank genome assembly
CUCGACUGAUGGAUUACGUGACCCAAUCCUCCUAGGCUGGAGAUUCCAACCAUCUUCGAACUGACGUGGCGCCAGUUCUGUAUGAUGUUUCAGUGCUCGCAGUGCGAUAAAGCAUACCAAAGAAAGACGCAUCUGGUGCGCCAUGAGAGUACACAUAAUCCCCUGCUGACUUCCAGCUGCCCAUUUUGCCAUAAAUCAUUUCAAAAACCGGAGAUCACUCGAAGACAUAGCAAGUCAUGCGCCAAAAAGAAUAAUCAACCCCUGCCUCCUUCAGCUCGACCUGGCAGGAAGCGACUAUCCUGUCAGCCAUGUUUCUUGGCAAAGACGGCUUGCGAUCGGAGCUGUCCAUGCUCUCGUUGCCGGAAUUUAGGGAGACAGUGCAUUUAUGAAACAUCUACUAGCACUUCUUAUCCUGCACAUAUCUCCACGUCAAUGUCCCCUUCACCAGUGAUCAAUAACACUUCGCGCAGAAUGAUAAAUGGCGGAGGCCCAUUUUCUUUUCUUCGGCAUUUUGCCAGCCCAUCGGUACACAAAGACAGGCUUGCCAUAGGAGAGACUGCGAAAUGCUCCAUUCGCAGAAAUUUCGAAAAAUUAUAUACCAACCUCGAAGAUGCCCUUGUGCCUGCGGAUCCGCUAGCGGCCUUUUCCGGUGAUCUCCAGAUACCUGGGAUCUCCACGCAGCUCGCUUUGUCCUCAGAUUACUUUUUCUCCGAAUACCCGUCUGAAGUUCUAUUGCCGUCGAAAUUGUCCAAUCAACUUACUCAAUUGACGAAUGAUCUGGUUGAAACGUCAAAAUCAAUGAUCAACGGUCCCAUAAAUACCCAACAACCACUCGAGCUCAUGGAAUUAUCUGCGGUGCUGAGUGUAUCUAAUAUUCCAUCUUUUAUAUCGGCUUUCUUUCAAUCCCUGCACUGGCACUUACCAAUCGUGCAUUUCCCCACAUUCGACCCAGGCAAUAUUUCGAACCCACUGUUGCUGGCUAUCUCGUUGGCUGGUGCAGCGUAUAGCCUUCCCAGGGACGAUGCAAACUUUUCACCAUAUAUAUUUGACGUGGCGGAGGAGUAUAUCUUUCGGAAAAUUGCGAAUUUAUCAAUUGCAUCAUCUCAGGAAGAUCUGACACAUCUGAUGCCCACCGUACAGCUGAUACAAAGCGCCCUCAUCAUGGAAAUGCUCCAAUUUGGGCGAGAUGACAUCCAGACCAGACGUCGCAUCCGUAUAAUUCGACACCCUUGCCUCGUUUCGACUAUCAGGUCCCUUGGAUUUCUCAAAUUGAAGCGCAGCACGGCUCCCAGGGUCUUUGAUUACUGGACGUGGACGAUGCUGGUCGCGGAAGAGAUGUGUAUCAGAAUUGCAUGCUGGGUCUUCCUCGCGGACGGAUUUCUUACAGUUUGUUUCAAAAAUUAUCCAGCACUCUCGGUUUUCGAGAUGGACUGUCACUUAGCCUGGAGCGCUGAGCUAUGGGAGGCUGAGGAUGCUGAGUCCUUCAGUAAGAUUGCCGUGGCUCAUGCAAUAGACGUGCCUCUCCCUCCUUUGAGUGAAGUAGUGGAUCAGUUACUUGAAACGCCCAAAACCGCUGGUCCAACACCUUGGAGCUCGUCAUUAUCCCCUGAGCAUCUUCUGAUUAUAAUCUACGCUAUAAGCUCCCUCGCAUUUCAGGCUCGGUCAGGCUUGCUCAAGUAUCUCUCGCCUGAAAAGAUUAGUCGAGCUGCCGCUAAUUGGAAACAAAUCUGGGAUUCGGUUGUCAAAACACCGAAGAAAGAGCAAUUAUUGCAUCUUGGUUACCCUAAACAUGCCGAAGAACUUUGGUGGCUUUUAAACGCCACGCUGGAAGUUGCCAACAAGCACGACAAGAGGUUCCCAUAUCUUGACAACGCCGCGACUGAUGAACUUGGGAGCCUGAAUGAUUUCAUUCAAUGGUGUUAUCGAAGUACCUCAUGAAGUUAUGAAUUGAUGAUUAUGACAAUAUACAUUUCUACAGCUCGCGACAAAUUUUAGACAACCUAUCUGCCACAUUCUCAAUCCUCCUUAUCAAUGAUCUUUCCAGUAUAAUUUUGGGCUCGUAUGAAUGUGUCUUCCUCAGGCUUGCGUUGAAGUAGAGGUGGUGCAUUGUAUGGCAUGCUGCACCGUUGAUGAUCUCGGAUGUGGAAAGUCCAGACCGUGACAAAGACGAAGAGCCCCAAAUAUGCGAUCUUCUGCAGAGGGAACAAGAAGGGGAAGAUAUGGUAUGGCAGACUUUGCGACCACCCGUCCAGGGGGUGGAAUGCAUAGCUCGCGAAAGGAGUCGGAACGACCCAUUUGUGAUGCGGUUUGUGCAGCCAUCGAUAAACAAGAGGAUGGUGCAAGCCACGGUGAAUCCAAUAGAUCCCGCUGUCGGUGAAGCAGAUGAAAAGUGGGUAUUGCAACCAGUUGUACCCUGGAAAUGGAGCCUCACUGGCAAAAUUGUAGAGUUUGGACCAUCCCCGCACCUCUGCGAGGAACAGAGGUGCUGUGAGGAUAGCCAUGAUGGGCAUCGCGGAAAGACCUUGUUUGAUCUCUUGUUGGAGUUGGUUUGGAAGGUAUCGGGGGUGCUGUAGAAGGCGCUUGUCAUACAUUGUGUGGUACAUGAUGAAGCUGCCAAAAAGGUACAUAGCUAGACCGAAGAACCUAUGGGGAAAUAAUAUUAUCAGCCGGCUCAUGUUUUCAGCAUAGGGUUGAUGAUACAUACCAAAUCAUCAAAAAUAGCGAUAAAGUUUGUCUCGCCAUAUUGUCGCGCUUCAAUAGGCUUGCUUCCGCCCAACCAGAUGGCUCCAGG